Molecule: messenger RNA, 1335 nt
Organism: Nezara viridula (southern green stink bug)
Lineage: Eukaryota; Metazoa; Arthropoda; Insecta; Hemiptera; Pentatomidae
Source: the annotation of a GenBank genome assembly
AUGGAAGGUACAAAAAAUGAAAAAGUCUAUUCGGGACUCGGAACCGAAGAACCCCAGACGGAACCCUUGCAGGGGGGUGCGUUGGGUAAAGUUACCUGCCCUGAUGUAAGCCAGGGACAUCAGGAAAGUAAGGCUACUGGUGAUAUAGAAGAGUUGGAGGUGGAGAUGGAGGAUAGGGACGAAGUCCCUAAAGGUCAGAGACCAAAGAGAGGAAGAACAGAAGGAGAAAUAGAGACAACACCAGUGAAGGGUGGAGAGGUAUUUGAAUGGGCAGGAAGUCAGAGUGAAGAUAGAGGAUGGUCAGUGGAAAGAAUAAUAAGGACUAAAAAGGUGAGAAGACACUCUUUUGUGUCAUCUCCAGAAGAAUUAAAGGGAAUGGCGGAGGAGUCAUUUGUAGUGAAAGAAUAUUGUGAGGAGAUGGAUCAGUUGAUUAAUGAGAUAAGGAGUUAUACCGACAGAACCCUCAGUACAAAGGAUAGAAGGCAUGUGAACUAUAUAUUACCCAGGUUGGAAAGAAUCAUGGAAGCGAGAACCAAAUGGGAAGAAGAGGCAAGGAGGAUGAGGAGAUGUGAAUGGGUAGAAAGUAAAAUUGCUAAUAUAGAACAGGAAAUUACGAGUAUGAACCCAAGAGAAUGGAAGCAAGAUAUGAAAGAUAUGAUAAAUGAAAUAGUGGAAGAUCGAGUAAAAGAAAUAGUAAAAGGAGUAAAGAAAGAAUUGCAAGAUUUUGGGAAGAAGGUACGACAGGAUAAUGAAGUAAUGAUGAGGAGUUUGGAGGAGUGUGAUCAAAACAGAAAAGAGGAAGAAGAAAAAAUAAAGAAUUUGAUAAGAAUAGAGACAUGUCGGCCUGGGCGGAGGCAUGUGGCCGACGUCCGGCCCCCGUAUAAAUUGACGUCGGUGAAGCAAAAGUCCUACAUGGUGAAAAGUCCGACGUCAGCGGGCCGCAAUAACGGGUAUAUGACCAUCAUACCAAGAAGAAGCGGCCCGCGGCCGAAGCAGCGGCGUAGGAGGUUAGCAUCCUGGGUUGACAGGCGACUCAGGUUGCUGACACUGCAAAUGAUAAAAAAAAAAAAAAAAAAAAAAGGGCUCACAGGAACCAACUCCACCAAGUGGAGGGGGAGACCCUGUGAUACCCAAGUGCCUACCAUUACGUCCCCGUCGGGAGAGCCGGGAAACGCACAUAGUGCGGCUAACAAUGGAGGCUAUAUCUGGGCACCCAAGAUCAGUAGAGGGUGCCCAAAUGAAGACUAUGGACUGUUAAUGAUCAUGACCUGGCGUGGAUUGGAUACACGAAUGUACUGUGUACUGCAGCAAUAUGCACAGAACGACUGGUAUUGA